GAGGAGGAGGAGGUGGAGGAGGAGGAGAGGCAGCAGGAAACCCAGCCCACCCUUUGGCUUCCUCCUGCCUCCUUCUAAAACCUGCAGACUCCUCCAGCCCAUCCAAGCGCCUGAAGUUCCCUCAGCCCCGCUGCUGGACUGCGAGGGUCUGCUGAAAGAUGAGGGCCUGGAUCUUUUUCCUUCUCUGCCUGGCAGGCAAAGCCCUGGCAGCUCCGCAAGAGGCUCUGCCCGAUGAGACAGAGGUCAUUGAAGAUCCCACCACAGAGGAGCCUGUGGGGGCCAACCCCGUCCAGGUGGAGGUGGGAGAGUUUGAGGAACCCACAGAGGAUGUAGAGGAGAUUGUCGCAGAGAAUCCCUGCCAGAACCACCACUGCAAGCAUGGCAAGGUGUGCGAGGUGGAUGACAACAACUCGCCCAUGUGUGUGUGCCAGGACCCCUCCAGCUGCCCAGCCACUGCUGGUGUCUUCGAGAAGGUCUGUGGCACUGACAACAAGACCUAUGACUCCUCCUGCCAUUUCUUUGCCACCAAGUGCACCUUGGAGGGAACCAAGAAGGGACACAAACUGCACCUGGACUACAUCGGGCCUUGCAAAUUCAUCCCUGCCUGCCUGGACACAGAGCUGACUGAGUUCCCCCUGCGCAUGCGGGACUGGCUCAAGAACGUGCUGAUCACCCUGUACGAGCGCGAUGAGGACAACAACCUGCUGACCGAGAAGCAGAAGCUCAAGGUGAAGAAGAUCCAUGAGAAUGAGAAGCGCCUGGAGGCUGGAGACCACACCGUGGAGCUGCUGGCCCGUGACUUCGAGAAGAACUACAACAUGUACAUCUUCCCCGUGCACUGGCAGUUUGGGCAGCUGGACCAGCACCCCAUUGAUGGGUACCUGUCCCACACUGAGCUGGCCCCUCUCCGUGCUCCCCUCAUCCCCAUGGAGCACUGCACCACUCGCUUCUUCGAGGCUUGCGACCUGGACAACGACAAGUACAUUGCCCUGGAGGAGUGGGCCAGCUGCUUCGGCAUUAAGGAGCAGGACAUUGACAAGGAUCUUGUGAUCUAAACCCCCAGCUUCCUUCUCUGCUGCCAACUUUGUCUAUUUUAACCUUCCCACUUCCUUUGGUUUUUAAACAGCUUUUGUUUUGUUUUUCCCUGGGAACAAGGUGCUAAUAUAGACCUAAACAUAUGUAGGAAUGGUGCUAAGAGAAAUAACAGCCCUCAUUCAUAGCCUAAUCUAUUACCACUAGAUUACUCACUCGGCUGUUUCCACAAGCUUCCACCAGCUCUUUCUCUCUCUGACAUGUCUUUACCAUUGACUGACCCUGUUCCUGUCCUAAAUAUCCUCUCUGUCUCAGUAUCCGCUCUCAGAUCGACUUCUCUUAACAACUUACUAACAGCACGUUCUUGGACACCUCCGCAUUAGACACAAAGACCUCUCAGCUGAUUCACAGCCCAAUAUUGACCACCAGCAAGGGAAAGCAGAGCAAGGGAAGGCAGAGGAUGUAGGAGGAUUGGGCAUUUCGAGCAGAGCAGCUGUGGGUGACACUGUGGUCACCCAGCUCGUGGUAGGGGAUGGAGAGGGAUGAGAAAGAUACAGAGCGGUAGGAUUUUGUUGCCCCCCUGCCCCAUUCCCAGGGCUUGAAUUGAACAAUCAUUGGGCACAAAAAGAAGGGCUAAUCAACCAAAUGGGUAGGAAAGCGCACAAAAUUUAGAACCAAUAAGAUGAAAUGCAUCCCACCCUGUAAAAUCCUCUCCACCAAUAAAGGUUUGAAAGUGCCAUGUGCUUUACCAUUA
Messenger RNA from Pezoporus flaviventris, 1786 nucleotides. It is a transcript of the gene SPARC, whose product is annotated as secreted protein acidic and cysteine rich. Gene Ontology annotation, biological process: anatomical structure development. The transcript has 10 exons. Lineage: Eukaryota; Metazoa; Chordata; Aves; Psittaciformes; Psittacidae. Gene Ontology annotation, molecular function: protein binding; collagen binding; extracellular matrix binding. The coding region runs from base 159 to 1055 and encodes 298 amino acids. The record is from RefSeq and is a predicted model, not a curated record.